AUAUAAGGUGGACGACUAAUGUAUGUUUAUAAGCCGACAUAACUCAAUUCAUAUAAUGACAAUUAAAAAUCGUCAGUGUAAGACUAGCUACCACGUCGAUAAUGGGACUCCACGAACCUCUAUUGCACUCAUUUUCAAAUUUUCUUUCCCUAUAUAAACACAAAGCUCCAAUCAUAUUCAAACCAUCAGAAAACAUUUUCUUUUCAACAACGACCACAGAGAAAAGAAACAUGGCGGCUUUUGCGACCAAACAGUCUAUGCUGUUGUUGUCGUUGUCUCUUCUGCUCUUGAUAGGCGUAUCCACCGGAAGUUUCUACGACAACUUCGAUAUCACAUGGGGUAAUGGCCGUGCCAACAUAUUUGAGUCAGGACAACUCUUGACUUGCACUCUCGACAAGAUCUCCGGUUCAGGUUUCCAGUCCAAGAAAGAGUAUCUAUUCGGAAAGAUCGAUAUGAAGAUGAAACUUGUCGCUGGAAACUCAGCCGGAACAGUCACUGCUUACUAUACUACGUACGUAAAAAUCAACAUAUAUCUCCUUUUUACGUUUAAAUUUUGUGGCAUUGGCUGUAUGAUUUUGAAUCUGACGUUAAGAAUGUUUUCACAGCUUUCCUCUAAAGGCGAGACAUGGGAUGAGAUCGACUUCGAGUUCUUGGGUAAUGUUACUGGACAGCCCUAUGUUCUCCAUACAAAUGUGUUCACAGGAGGUAAAGGUAACCGUGAAAUGCAGUUCUAUCUCUGGUUCGAUCCAACGGCGGAUUUCCACACUUACACCGUCCUUUGGAACCCUCUCAACAUCAUCUUUCUAGUGGACGGUAUCCCAAUCAGGGUGUUCAAGAACAAUGAGGCUCACGAUGUGGCUUACCCGAAGAGCCAGCCGAUGAAGAUCUACUCAAGUCUAUGGGAAGCUGAUGAUUGGGCAACUCAGGGUGGUCGAGUCAAGACUGAUUGGACUAACGCUCCAUUCAGCGCUUCUUACAGGAGUUUCAAUGAUGUGGACUGCUGUAGCAGGACUUCAGUAUGGAAUUGGGUUACGUGCAAUGCGAAUAGCAACUCGUGGAUGUGGACAACACUUAACUCCAAUCAGCUUGGACAGAUGAAGUGGGUACAAGAUGACUACAUGAUCUAUAACUAUUGUAAUGAUUUGAAGAGGUUCCCUCAAGGUCUACCCACGGAAUGCAACCUCGGCUGAUAUAUCUUGUUAACGGGAAAAUUCAAGAACUUGGUGCAGUUUCUUUCUUUUUAAUUUAACUUCAUGAUUCUUUUAUUUGAUUUGGUUAUUCUUUUCAGUUUCUAAGAUUUGCUUCCCAUAUUGAGUAAUUGUCUAAUUUUUGGGUCAUCAACUCAUCAUCUGUUAUAAUUUGAUUACACUGUUGAUUUUUCAUAUCUUAAAACAUUAAUAAUAUUUGAUUCAACCCUAGCUAGAGCAAGUGGGCUUUUUGACACAUAAAUAAGCCCAUAAUCAAACUUAAACCUGGAUUAACUACGUCACUUGAUAAUUCAACUACAUGUAUAAAAUCCUUUUAAACUCACAUGCAUAACAUAUAUAAUUCUGACGUCUGAUUGAUCGUAAAUCAGAACAUAAUCAUUGUAGUUGAACUAGUCUAACUCAUAUCCCAUGCAUCUGUCUCGCUCUUAUAAUAUAUGUUGAAAAACUAUCAUGGUAUAUCUUAUAAAAAAGACUUAGAUUGAUACGACACUUUUGGAUCCGCAUAUUAAUUCAUUACGUCUAAAACUCUUACUCGGUAUUUAUAGAACAAGCAAAACAAAACGAAGAUCGAUAAAAAUGAGAUGAUAACAAAGCGAGUUCCACUAGAAAAAGCUUGUUGUUCUCUUGUAAAUGAUGGACAAGAUUGGUAACUAAUAAAGUUUAGAAGGUUGCAUUCGUGUUUGGACGAUAACACUCAUCUCUUAAACAUCUCUUCAAUCACAUGUCAACAAAAGCUAUCAAGAUUCAAUGUAUCGAUUUAGACGUGAAAGAGAUGAUUAGUAUUUUAACAAUGAAACGGUUUGAAACUAUUUUAUUUGUUGACCCUGCAAAAAGGUUAUUAUAAAUUAUAAGAAAUGGAAGACGAUAACUUCAAAUUAUAACCCAAAUCGGGAAAUAAAAUCUAUGUUUUUUGUUACUCGGUCUUAGAUUUCUUUCCAGUAAAAAGAUUGAACUCCGGAAAAUUCACUGUCCACAGAUUUGUAAACCCAUGAUUAAUCGGAGGUUUCAAAAAAAUUGUAUACAUGAUAGUACCAAACUUAUUCGUAAAACAAGUUGAAUUAUGUUUCCAACACUUAGUAUACGUGCUUCACAAUAAAUUUUGCUUUUAGACAAAACAAUAUGGUUUUUAGACUUUACAUACAAAUAAAGAUGAGACUUAAUAGUUUUUUUUACUAAGCUAUUACAAGAAACCUAAUAGUUACAACAAUAGUGUUAAAUUAUGCAACUGAAACAUCUUCUAAUUAGUUGUUUUUCCGUUUCCAGUUAUUAGAUGUUCUAAACUUUUCAUUCAUAUUAUCAUGAAACUUUAACAAUAACCAUCUUAACCUUGUUUCUUAAAUGUUAUUUAAAUUCUAUCUUUAAUUAAUGUAGAGUAAAUUAAUAAA
Messenger RNA from Brassica rapa (field mustard), 2593 nucleotides. RefSeq names its product putative xyloglucan endotransglucosylase/hydrolase protein 13. Gene Ontology annotation, cellular component: cell wall; apoplast. The record is from RefSeq and is a predicted model, not a curated record. Gene Ontology annotation, molecular function: xyloglucan:xyloglucosyl transferase activity; hydrolase activity, hydrolyzing O-glycosyl compounds. Gene Ontology annotation, biological process: xyloglucan metabolic process; cell wall biogenesis. Lineage: Eukaryota; Viridiplantae; Streptophyta; Magnoliopsida; Brassicales; Brassicaceae.